Rhincodon typus (whale shark) is the source of this 993-nucleotide messenger RNA. RefSeq names its product dicarbonyl/L-xylulose reductase (gene dcxr). The transcript is spliced from 8 exons. NCBI's taxonomy places the organism in Eukaryota, Metazoa, Chordata, Chondrichthyes, Orectolobiformes, Rhincodontidae. The coding region runs from base 160 to 894 and encodes 244 amino acids. The record is from RefSeq and is a predicted model, not a curated record. Gene Ontology annotation, molecular function: carbonyl reductase (NADPH) activity; L-xylulose reductase (NADPH) activity. Gene Ontology annotation, biological process: glucose metabolic process; xylulose metabolic process.
ACCAAUCUGAGUGUAAAUCGCUGCAGUUUAGAAACCAAGUGAGGAGACAGGUUGGAGUAUUCCGUGUCGGUGAAGAGGGAGUUGACUUUAGUCUUUCCCGUUACCCAGAGGCUAGGGCUCACCCGUUCGAAGCUCCUGUCUGACUGGGACCCUGGGAGGAUGGAGCAGAGUCUAGCCCACAAACGAGCCCUGGUUACGGGCGCUGGGAAAGGCAUUGGAAGAGCCAUUGCUAAGGCCUUACUAGAAUGUGGUGCAGAAGUUAUUGCAUUAAGCAGGACACAAUCUGACUUGGAUAGCCUUGUUCAGGAGUCCCCUAAGAUGUUGACUAUUUGUGUGGACAUCAGCAUUUGGGAAGCCACGGAAAAAUCUCUGAAAGAUAUAGGCCGUAUAGACCUUUUAGUGAACAAUGCUGCAGUUGCCAUUUUGCAGCCCUUCCUAAGUGCCACAGAGGAUGCAUUUGAUAAAGUAUUUGACGUUAAUGUGAAAGCACUGUUGCAUAUUUCACAGAUAAUUGCAAAGGGGAUGAUGUGUCGUGGAGAAGGUGGUUCUAUUGUGAACAUCUCCAGUCAGGCAUCCAAGUGUGCUUUGAGAGAUCAUGCUGUAUACUGUGCCUCAAAAGGAGCUGUGGACAUGCUAACGAAAGUGAUGGCACUUGAGUUGGGACCGCACAAGAUCCGAGUGAAUGCAGUAAACCCCACAGUAGUGAUGACUGCAAUGGGUCGGAUUGGAUGGAGUGACCCAGCAAAAGCAGCAGGAAUGUUGUCCCGUAUCCCACUGGGUAGAUUUGCAGAGGUAGAAGAUGUGGUGAAUACAAUAAUCUUCCUCCUCAGUGACAAGAGUGCAAUGAUAAAUGGAGUGACUCUACCUGUGGAUGGAGGAUUCCUUUCUUCAUGAAUUAGUCUUUUUUAGUAGAAUUGGUAAAAUAGUCCCCACAAUGUUGCUAAAGAUGUGUGUCCUGUAAUAGCUGGUUCAUUAAAAAUCCUUAUCAGAUCA